This is a messenger RNA of Nicrophorus vespilloides, 575 nucleotides long. RefSeq names its product nucleoside-triphosphatase THEP1. The record is from RefSeq and is a predicted model, not a curated record. Gene Ontology annotation, molecular function: ATP hydrolysis activity. The transcript has a single exon. NCBI's taxonomy places the organism in Eukaryota, Metazoa, Arthropoda, Insecta, Coleoptera, Silphidae. The coding region runs from base 40 to 573 and encodes 177 amino acids.
UAGUGACACGUCACUGACAGUUUAUGUAACCUAAAAAAUAUGUCCAAACGACACGUUUUAAUAACUGGCUUGCCUGGUGUUGGAAAGACGACGAUCGUGAAGAAGCUUUGCAAGGAAUUGCAAACACCAAUAUCCGGUUUCUACACCGAAGAGGUUCGUGAUUCUAAAAAUGUCCGGAUCGGCUUCGAUGUGGUCUCAGUGGAUGAGUCCACCAGAGGAGUACUAGCGAGAAUCUCUGAUCCCAACAAAAACAGCAAAUAUACCAUUGGAAAAUAUCAAGUGUACCUGACCGAAUUUGAAGAUUGUGCUCUGCUGCAACUGCAAGGACCAGAUCUCUUGGUGAUUGAUGAAAUUGGUAAAAUGGAAAUGUUCAGUUCCAAGUUCAAGCACGAAAUUGAACUAUGCUUUAAACAGGAUAGGAUUGUCAUAGCAACAGUUCCACUGAAAUGCAAUAUAACUUUGGUUGAACAGUUGAAGAAAAGGGAAGAUUGUCAAUUGUUUACUGUUGAUAAACAGAAUAGAAAUCAUAUAUUUCAGGAGAUCCUGCAAUUUAUAAAGAAAAUAAAUAUUUAGAA